AUGAUCAACAAGAAAGUCUUGUUAGCGCUGGGAAGAGAUGGCGUGAUUGUAAACAUAGGACGCGGAGCUAUCAUCGAUGAGAAGGAAAUGGUGCGGUGUUUGGUGAAAGGAGAGAUUGGAGGUGCUGGUUUGGAUGUGUUUGAGGAUGAGCCUGAAGUUCCUCAAGAGCUCUUUGCACUGUCGCCACGUUAUGCUACCUACACACCAGAAUGUUUCAUGGCUUUGUGUGAACUAGUAGCAGGGAAUUUCGAAGCAUUCUUCUCAAAUAAACCGUUGCUUUCACCGGCUGUGGAUAAUUAA
This is a messenger RNA of Prunus armeniaca (apricot), 300 nucleotides long. Lineage: Eukaryota; Viridiplantae; Streptophyta; Magnoliopsida; Rosales; Rosaceae. The record is from the annotation of a GenBank genome assembly.